AUGCCGCAAAAGGAGGAUAACUUAGGAAAGGAAUGCCCAAACUUAUAUAUUAUAUCAACAAGGGAUGAAACGGUUUCUAGCUUGCUCGCGGCGAAGCACAAAACCAGGCCAGAGAUGGUGAAGCAAAUAUUGGGUAGGCUCAUCCAACUGACUGAACAAUUCACAAAGGCUUUGGACAGGGCCGUUGUGACAUCCAGGGACCACAGCUUCAUCCCCCACCAGCUUAAAUCCAAGUCUAAAGAGCUGGCAGGACUUCUCCGCCAACUCAGCUGCUCCAACCUCGGCACCUAUGAUCGCCCUGCACGUGCGAUCAUCAACCAAAUCGAAGAAACCCUCGACAGGUGUCUGUUCCGGCUGCUCAAGCAUCCCAAAUGCAUCAUUAUCAAGAUCAUCAAGAAGCGGUUCUCCACCUUCAUCCCCAUUACUUGUUUCCUCGAAAUCUCGGUGCAUCUAGACGCUUCAAUCGGGGAUGUGUCUUGGCUGAUCCGUUUCUGGAGGCCCGAGCCCCCGGACGAGGACUUGAGACGGCCUCCAAUGUUAUUAAACGAGCCCACUCUGUGGCUUGUUUGGGAAGAGGUUGCAAUUCUUCAUCACCCGGCUGUAUCCGUCCAAGCUCGGUGUAGUGCUGCAGCUUCACUCGGUCAGCUUGCCAGGGACCACGAGAGGUACAUGACGUUGAUAAUCCGGGAGGGUGGAGUGGAAGCCUUGUUGAAAUUGAUGGAGGAGGGUCCAAUGGAAGGCCAAGAGAACGCUGCCAGGACGCUUGGGUGGCUGGGACGUUCCUGCGAAAUCGUCGAACACCUUCAUGCGGAUGUAUGUAAAGUGUUUGCAAAAACCCUCAGAGAAGGCUCCUUGAAAGUUCAGGUUGCAGUGGCCAAGGCGGUGUCAAUGCUCUCAUAUCAACACCCCGAAUUGCAAGAUGUUUUUGCGCAGCACGAUGUUGUCCGCUUGCUCAUCGGCCAUCUUGCAUUCGAAACUGUUGAAGUGCAUAGCAGCAAAACCCAUAGCAAUGACAAUGCCAAUGCUAAUGAAGACCCAGCCACCAGGGAAAAAAAUGAAAGCAAUGGCAGCCAAAGCCCUUUGCAGACUAGCGGAGGGGACUCAGCCAUUUGCCGUAGCCUCGCAGAAUCAACAUCACUACAUAGUUUCGGUGUGCUCCUGGAAAAGGGUUCCGAAAAUGCUCAACUUUAUUCUGUCCUUGCAUUAGUGGUGAUCAUGAAAGUGGCAGAGGAAGAUGCUGAUUUGAGAAGAUGUGCCUUCAGUCCUAAUUCUCCCACUUGGAAAUAUAUUGCUGAUCAAUUAUUACUGAAGAUCACUGAGAAUGUUGAAAACUCAGACUUCCAAGUCUUUUGCAUAAAAGCUAUUGGGAAUUUGGCAAAGACAUUUGGGUCAAGAGAGACAAGGAUGAUCAACCGAUUGGUGCAGCUUCUCAAUGGAAGCAAAUAUGAUGUUACUGAGGAGGCUUGCAUUGCCCUCACAAAAUUUUCUUGUACAGACAACUGUUUCCACAUUGACCAUUCCAAGGCAAUAAUAAGUGCUGGAGGUGUUAAGCACAGCGAAGAGCUUGCCCAGGCUGAGGUGCUUGCUGCGCUUACGUGGGCAUCCAAGCUAUCUUAUAUGACCAAAUAUGAAGAAGUGGACAAAUUGUUGUUCAACAUUCCAGUAUGUGUACCAGAAAUGGAAGAACUUGCCCAGGCUGGGGUGCUCCCGAUGCUUGAAUGGGAAACCGAACAAUCUUAUAUGUCCAAAGAUGAAACAGUGCUCACAUUGUUACAAGGGGCUAAGAGUAGAUUGAAUCUCCAUCAGUCCAAAGCCUCGAGGGGCGUCCAUUGA
Messenger RNA from Prunus dulcis (almond), 1833 nucleotides. RefSeq lists its product as uncharacterized. The record is from RefSeq and is a predicted model, not a curated record. Lineage: Eukaryota; Viridiplantae; Streptophyta; Magnoliopsida; Rosales; Rosaceae. The transcript has a single exon. The coding region runs from base 1 to 1833 and encodes 610 amino acids.